This is a messenger RNA of Balaenoptera musculus (blue whale), 831 nucleotides long. RefSeq names its product secretagogin, EF-hand calcium binding protein (gene SCGN). Gene Ontology annotation, biological process: regulation of presynaptic cytosolic calcium ion concentration; regulation of long-term synaptic potentiation. Gene Ontology annotation, molecular function: calcium ion binding. The record is from RefSeq and is a predicted model, not a curated record. The transcript is spliced from 11 exons. The coding region runs from base 1 to 831 and encodes 276 amino acids. Gene Ontology annotation, cellular component: terminal bouton; nucleus; dendrite. Lineage: Eukaryota; Metazoa; Chordata; Mammalia; Artiodactyla; Balaenopteridae.
AUGGACAGCACCCGCGAAACAACUCAGGGGCGCUUGGACGCCGCUGGCUUCUGGCAGGUCUGGCAGCGCUUUGACGCGGAGGAAAAAGGUUACAUAGAAGAGAAGGAGCUUGAUGCUUUCUUUUACCACAUGUUGCCGCAAUUUUGUACUGAUGAUGUAGUCAUGGAAGAAAAUGUGCAGAAGAUGAAACAACAAUUUAUGUCUGCCCACAAUGUCUCUAAAGACGGUCGCAUACAGAUGGAAGAGCUUGCCUGCAUGUUCUUGUCCGAGGAUGAAAACUUUCUUCUGCUCUUUCGCCGGGAAACCCCCUUGGACAGCAGUGUGGAGUUUAUGCAGAUUUGGCGCAAAUACGAUGCUGACAGCAGUGGCUUUAUAUCAGCUGCUGAGCUUCGUAACUUCCUCCGAGACCUCUUCCGCCACCACAAAAAGGCCAUUUCUGAGGCUAAGCUGGAAGAAUAUACUGGCACCAUGAUGAAGAUCUUUGACAAAAAUAAUGAUGGCCGGUUGGAUCUUAAUGACUUGGCAAGGAUUCUGGCUCUUCAGGAAAAUUUCCUUCUCCAGUUUAAAAUGGAUGCUUGUUCCACUGAAGAAAGAAAGAGGGACUUUGAGAAAAUCUUUGCUCACUAUGAUGUCAGUAAAACUGGAGCCCUAGAAGGCCCAGAAGUGGAUGGGUUUGUCAAAGACAUGAUGGAGCUUGUCCAGCCCAGCAUCAGUGGCGUGGACCUUGAUAAGUUCCGGGAGAUUCUUUUGCGUCACUGCGAUGUGAAUAAGGAUGGAAAAAUUCAGAAGUCUGAGCUGGCUUUGUGUCUUGGGCUGAAAAUCAACCCCUAA